Messenger RNA from Salvia hispanica, 569 nucleotides. Its product is annotated as mitochondrial import inner membrane translocase subunit Tim13-like. The record is from RefSeq and is a predicted model, not a curated record. Lineage: Eukaryota; Viridiplantae; Streptophyta; Magnoliopsida; Lamiales; Lamiaceae.
AGGGGCAAAAGAGUAAAAGUCUAAUAUAGGAAGGAGGAGGGUUUAUGAACCAACCAAAUUUGAGCUAGGGUUUAGGGCGAUCGGCAGAAAGUGAAAUCAAUGGAUUCAUUCUCCUCGCCGUCAAGCGGAUCAUCUCCAAAAUUCUCAACGGAUGACAUCAUGACUCAGCUCAGGACUCAGCUUGAGCAGGCUUACGCCGAAGAGUUUCUCGAGACUGUUCGAGGAAAGUGCUUUGACAAGUGUAUCACCAAACCUGGCAGUAGCUUGAGUGGGAGUGAGAGCAGUUGCAUCUCCAGGUGCAUAGAUCGUUACAUUGAGGCCACUGGUAUCAUUGGCAAAGCCUUGUUUAACCAACGCUGAACAUUUUUUCUGGAACGAAAGCCAUUGCAGAGUCGAAGGAUGAUUGUUUUUAGACUUGUGCUCCUUUAUUAUGACUUUGCAUUUCUUCAUCUCAAGGUUGAAUCCAGAGUGUUUUUGGAAUAUAGUAACAAUGCUCCUCAGCAUAAGCUGUACAAUUGUUAUGCUACCUAGAUUUGAAAUACUGCUUAUCCAAAUAAUCUUUAUGGUUA